Molecule: messenger RNA, 2644 nt
Organism: Sinocyclocheilus grahami
Lineage: Eukaryota; Metazoa; Chordata; Actinopteri; Cypriniformes; Cyprinidae
Gene: suv39h1b
Product: SUV39H1 histone lysine methyltransferase b
Exons: 6
Coding region: 60-1325 (421 amino acids)
Cellular component (GO): nucleus
Molecular function (GO): protein binding; zinc ion binding; histone H3K9 methyltransferase activity
Source: RefSeq, a predicted model, not a curated record
GUGCCACGUCCAAUCAGCUAGCGGCGUUUCAAUCCUAUAAUUUUGGCGGCGGUCGGAAGAUGGCGGAAAAUUUGAAAGCUGAAGUUUGUAGGGUAGCAUGCAUCGCUACUGUAGACCAGCUGGAGGUGAUCUGUCGAGAGCAGGGGGUGAAAUGCGAAGAGCUGGGUAUCAGCAAGCACAACCUGUGUGACUAUGAGGUGGAAUAUCUCUGCGACUACAAAAAGAAAGUCAUCAACCUUGGGAAGACACAAAUAGUACAGGAGUUAUACUUGGUGAAAUGGAAGGGCUACCCCGAAUCCAGCAACACAUGGGAACCACGGAAGAACCUGAAGUGCGUAGAUCUUCUCAACCAGUUCUGGGAGGACCUGAAUGCAGAGAUGCAGAGACAGAAGAAGCGUGCUGCCCCUCGUCGACUAGACCCUGCCACCGUGUCCCAGCUCAUCCAGCGGGCCAAACUCCGACAGACCCUUAAACGGUGGGAGACACACCUCAACAGCCUGGGCACCCACAAAGGCCACAUCUACGUCCGGAACCAGGUCGACCUGGAAGGCCCGCCCAAGAACUUCACCUACAUAAACGACUAUAAAGUGGGUGAUGGGAUCUUGCUGAAUGAGGUAUCCGUGGGCUGCGAAUGCACAGACUGCCUGGAAAACCCUGUGGAGGGAUGCUGUGCCGGAGCAUCGCAGCACAAGUUUGCUUACAAUGAGUUAGGCCAAGUCCGCAUUCGGCCCGGGUUGCCCAUUUACGAAUGCAACAAGCGCUGCUGUUGCGGGAUCGACUGCCCCAACAGAGUGGUGCAGAGGGGAAUUCAGUAUUCCCUCUGCAUUUUUAGGACAGACAAUGGAAGGGGAUGGGGGGUAAAGACCACAGAGCGCAUUCGGAAGAACACUUUCGUUAUGGAGUACGUCGGGGAGAUCAUUACAACAGAAGAAGCCGAACGCAGAGGUCACAUAUAUGAUAAAGAAGGCGCCACCUAUCUUUUUGAUCUGGAUUACGUUGACGACGAGUACACCGUGGAUGCUGCUCACUAUGGAAACAUCUCUCACUUUGUCAAUCACAGUUGUGACCCCAACCUCCAGGUAUAUAAUGUGUUCAUUGAUAACCUGGAUGAGCGGCUGCCGCGGAUAGCAUUCUUUGCCACACGUGGGAUAAAGGCAGGAGAGGAACUCACAUUUGACUACAACAUGAAAAUUGAUCCAGUAGAUGCAGAGAGCACGAAGAUGGAUUCUAAUUUCAGUCUGACGGGACUCCCAGGCUCUCCUAAAAAGCGCAUGCGUGUAGAGUGCAAAUGCAGGGUACCGACAUGUCGAAAGUACCUCUUUUAGAGGAAGUCCAUGCUAAACAGGGACUGAAAGAAGAUCAUGUGUUCCAGUGAAUGUUGAAAGCAUCUGCAGUUUAGAAACUGUUUUGGGAUGUGUUUGGAAAUACUUCAUUGAAUUUUAAAUAUAUAUUUAAGAAUUUGUUUUUAUUUCCCCAAGAUCAACCUCAACUUUUUCCGUAGUAUUGUUGUCUUCCGUGUUUAAAUAGUGUAUAAAAUGUAGCAAUACUUUUUCAAUUUGUCCGUUAGAAAAGUUUGUGAAGUAAAAAGUAAUAGUUUUAAACCCAUAUUUUAAUUAAUAUCAAGCUUUGACUCCAUGGAAUUAUUAAAGAAAAAGAUUUUACUCUUUUUUCUUUUUUUUGAACAUUGAAAUGUUCAUAUGCUUUAUCUGUUUGAAUAGAAGGGAUUCUCUUUUUACUUUUUCCAACAAACUUUUGUAGUCUUACUACUUGCCCUAUUUUUAGGAAACAUCUUUAGGCCAGUGCAAAAUAUAAAAAAUCUAUAAUGUCCUUCUAUUUUUUUUCUUGACCUCAAAUUCCCACCAGGGGGCAAAAUUUUAUUAUUAAUGCACAGAAGGGGAAAGUUCGUUAGACUGAAGGAGGUGGACCUACAUGAAAUGUUGCCUUUCACGCAUGCAAAAUGUUAUCAUUCUGUGUUUUGUGUGUAUAUAGUCUAACAAAAUAUAUUCAUACUGUCAAACUUUUUUCAGUGACUAUUUGAGCGCUGUGCUUAACUUUGGUUAUUAUUUCACAGGUCUAUUCAGGGCUGUGUUUCCCAAAAGCAUAGUAAGACUAUUGUUGAUAGCGGUUCAUACAUCAUUCUACUUAUGCUUACUAUGCUUUUGGGAAUCACAGCUCAGGUGGUUUUCAGAACUGGACCGCGAAGCUGGAAUGUGUGCUGUAGAUUAAUGUGAGAUGAUAAAUUCUGUAUUAACCCAUGCUCAGGACCAUUUUGCUUAAAUUUAAUCAAUUCACACAAUUCUAUAACUAUCGUUCAACCAAAUCUGUGCAUAUGUAAAUAUUUAAAGACUACCACUUGUUUUUAUUGGUUUUGCAUUAAAAAAAUAAAAUAAAAUCAAGACACCUUGUCAGACCUCACAUUUAUCUCACACUCAUGAAUGUGUAACAAACUAUGUUCUUGUUUAUUAAAUUGUAUCAUGAGUUCCACUGCUCUGUGAAUACAACUGUUUAAUGCCAAAGUUUAAUUGAUUUCAGUUUGGAUAAUUUCUCAUUUUUGUUGACAUUAACAGCAAGCAUGAUCAUCUUUAUGUGAAGGGCUGUACACACACACAAAAAAGCUGUGAAAUAAACAGAUCCGCUUUUAUGA